Seminavis robusta is the source of this 3990-nucleotide messenger RNA. NCBI's taxonomy places the organism in Eukaryota, Bacillariophyta, Bacillariophyceae, Naviculales, Naviculaceae. The record is from the annotation of a GenBank genome assembly.
AUGAGUGGACAAGCCUGCAUCAGUGCAGCGGAGGCCCAAGACACCAUUGCCCACUACUGCAGUUCCAACUGUCACUCCAGGGAACCCAACCACGAAUCCUACAAAAUUGACACCUACCAGCACUCCAAGGUGCCUCCAACUGUACAAUUCUUCACUCCACCAAGACAGCCAUAUCCACCUUCUAAAACUGAUGCCCCGAGUUUCUUCCCAACCGACAUAUUUGAAAAACCUGCUUCCUUUAACAGACCCACGACAUCCACAGUCCCGACUGAAACACCCAAGGGAAAGCCGUCUUCCAACUACCGGUAUAAGAACCCAGCAGCAGUGCAUAGACCUGAUGGUCCCUUGACAGAUGCUCCAAGCUACUUCCCUUCUGACCUUUUUGAAAAGCCUGCUUCAUUUUACAGACCCACUACAUUAAGUGUCCCAACAGAGAGUCCCAAAAGGAAGCCUCCCACUAAGCUUGGACAGCCAGCUGCACAUCAAAGGCCAUCUUCAACCGAAACUCCAAGCUACUUUCCUACUGAUAUCUUUGAGAAGCCUGCAUCUUUUGAGAGGCCAGCAGCCUUGCCAGCGCCAACUGAAACACCCAAGGGCAAGCCUUCCUCCAAGUACAGGUAUGAAAACCCAGCUGCAGUGCAAAGGCCUUCUUCAACUGAAGCACCGAGCUACUUUCCUACUGAUAUCUUUGAGAAGCCGGCUUCAUUUGAUAGACCCUCAACUACACCUGGACCCACUGAGAGCCCCAAAAGAAAGCCUCCAACCGAGUAUGGACAGCCAGCAGCUGUUCAAAGGCCUUCUUCUACUGCAGCUCCAAGCUACUUCCCUUCUGAUAUCUUUGAGAAGCCUGCUUCCUUCAAUAGGCCCACAACAUCCACAGUCCCAACUGAAACACCCGAUGGAAAGCCGUCUUCCGGCUACCGGUAUAAGAACCCAGCUGCAGUGAAUAGACCAUCAGAUGGACCAUUGACAGAAGCUCCAAGCUACUUUCCUUCUGACUACUUUGAAAAGCCUGCUUCAUUUGAUAGACCCUCAACGACACCAGGACCUACUGAGAGCCCCAAAAGAAAGCCUCCAACCAAGUAUGGACAACCAGCUGCAGUUCAUAGGCCAUCAAAUGGACCCUUGACUGAAUCCCCAAGCCACGUUCCUUCUGACUACUUUGAGAAGCCUGCUGCUGUUGGCAGACCUUCUGCUACUGGCACCCCAACAGUUGGUGUCAACAGCCAGGUCCCUUCUGACUACUUUGAGAAACCUGCUGCUGUUGGCAGACCUUCUGCUUCUCCACGCCCGACUGAGGGUCCAAAAAGAAAGCCACCCUCAAAGUUUGAGCAACCUGCUGCUGUUGAAAGGCCCACAUCAUCUCCUACUAUCAUUGCUCCCUCUUCUCAACCAUCACAGCCGACAAGUCCAGAACCAACUGAAGUGCUCAGCAGUGUACCAACCGGCGUGCCAACAACACCACCUUCUCCAGGACCAAGUGGGAUACCUACUAGUCAACCAACAGAGUUGCCAACCCUGAACCCAACUAGUGCACCAACCCUGGCCCCUUCUCAGAAUCCAACAGACAGUCCAACAAGUGCUCCAACAGCGACCCCUACAACUGAGGGGCCCACAGAGACCCCUACCUUUAAGCCAACUGAGGGACCCACAACAUUGCCAACACAGAAACCAACAGGAAGUCCCACAACUACUCCAACAGGCAAACCUUCGGAAAAGCCCACUGAUCGCCCUACAGAGACCCCUACAUUGAAACCAACGGAUGGACCCACAACAACCCCAUCACACAAACCAACCGGCAGGCCCACUAUUGAAGUUACUGAUGAACCUACCGAGAAGCCAAGUAGUGGCCCUACAGGCACGCCAACAUUGAAACCGACCAAUGCACCCACUGCAACUCCAUCCCAGAAACCGACGGACAUACCCACCAUUGAACCCACUAACAAACCCACAACAACACCGUCACAGAAGCCAACAGAUGUACCUACAGUGGAACCAACCGCCAAUCCCACAGACAUUCCUACCAUCCAGCCUACAAGUGGGCCAACAGGUUUUCCCAGUCAUGGGCCAACUGUGGCAUCCAUGGAGCCCUCAAUUGCAGAAUCAAGCAUACCAACACCAACACAGAAGUUCUUUGCCCCUCCCAAAGAACCCACUCCUGAGGUGCCAACAGCUACAUCAACUCCAUCCAAUGUGGCACUGGUGCCAUCCCAUGCCUUCAGAGGUCCUCCCAAGAUGCCUUCAACAACAGAGGCACCAACUAGCUUUGCCCCAACCAAAGCCCCAAUAUGCCCUCCGACUCCUAUUGAGAAAAGUGAGAAACCAGCAGCUGAACAGCCCGGUUAUCCAACCUUUGUUCCAACACUUAGCCCAACAUGCCCAACUGAAGAACCAGAAGAUACUGCAAGCCCAACCGCGGUCACAGUAUCCAGGGGAUCAAAGGUGCAGCUUGAAGAUGAAAAGCCAGCACAUACACCAUCAGCAGCAGCUUCAGAAUCAGGACAGCCCAUGGAAGAGUUCCCUACUAUCAAGGUUGAGUAUCACAGGACUGAAUCCAAACACAAUUCAGAGUCUUCAGAAGCUAAGCAACAAGGCGCAACAGCUUCCUCUGAAACAAAGCACCCAGAAUCGCCCUCAGCCUCAAAUUCAAAAGAUCAGGGAAAGGGAACCGAACCGGCCUCUGAAACAAAGCACCCAGAAUCUCCCUCAGCCUCAAAUUCAAAAGAUCGGGGAAAGGGAACUGAACUAGUUGCACCAUCUGCAGAAGCAGCAAGACAACCAGGGCCUACCACAGUCAGAGUUUCCAAACCCACAGAAGCAAAAGGCACUGAGCCUCCAACUUGCCCUGACAUGCCCUACUUGGGCCAAAUGAUUUCUAAUUGUCCAUCUCCGUCUCCAGAAGCAGGUGCUGAGGAUACUCACAGGUCACAGCACGUUAAAGUUCAUAGGCAAGAAGAUGAAGAUCAGGACACCUACAAGGACAAUGAAAGGAAAGUGAAUAUUGUCGGAGGUGGUGCAUCAGGUUUUCGAGAAACACAGUCAGACGAUGAAGACACGGAAGCCAUUGCAGCCAAUGAAAUGGCAGACAAGCAUCAGUCAAGACAACUUGAAAGAGAAUCAAGUUUGCAGCAGACGCUGCAUGACGAUUGCAUUGCUUCCAUGAUUGUCUAUGAGGAGGAUUUUGAGAUGGAUGGAAUUGAGUCUGCCUGGACCGACAGCAGAGUAGCCUCGAGUUUGAACUUCUCUCGCUUUGUAACUCCAUUGGGCGGAGACCUGAAUACGAGCAUCUCACAAACAUUUUUCAUCUCUAAAGCCCCAGAUGGAACCCCUGCUUGGAGUGUUACUGUUGAAUUUGUGCUCUACACUGUUGAUAUGCAGCAAGCCAAUGGCAACUUGGAUGUUGCUGUGGGUGGGACCACAAUAACUCUUAGUGACUUUGGCUUGCCCAGCACAAACAGCAACAGUUAUCGAGAGGGGGCAACCGAUGGCAUCUCGUGGUGGCAGAGCAUACUUCGACAGGGUGACAACCUUGGGUUUGGUGUUGCAAUGGAUGCCAAACACCUGGUAGAGCUCACGGUGCAUAAGGAGCAUAUCCCUGAAGGCAGGCUUGUUCUGCGCUUCUCGCAAGGAAGCUCCAUGGCAUUUGCAGGAUUUGAUGACAUCGUUAUUGAGGCAAACUAUGAUUGCACCAGCACCCAGCCAAAUGUAUCCGUUGCACAGCCCCCUCAAAAAGACGGGGAUGCUCCCAUGCGGCAACCAACCUUGCCUGCAGAUGAAACUUCACUUGGUUUCCCAUACUGCUCCUCUGAAGACUUUCCUUGCAGUGCUGAUUCUGGUAUGGUGUUUGUCUGUCACUUUUCUUCCCGUCGGGGUUUUGAUACUCUUUGUAUCCACGAGCAAGACUCUGUAAUUCUCCAAUACUAUGUCCAAGACUAUUGUGGCCCUUGUCUGUCGCCAUUGGACAGCAUGAUCCAUCGACGUAAGCCCUGA